UUUUCUUCCUUCUUCAGCAAGCCUGCAGAGGCCAAUGUCUCCUCCAGUCCCUGAGCAGGAGGUGGUUUUGGUUUCUUCUUUUGAGGUGGGAGUGGAGACUGGCAUUUGGUGGCCAUGCUGCUGGGGAAGUCCGAGAACCAGAUCACAAGUCUUGCUCGUCUGGAAGCCGGCAGAACACUCAGCAUCACUUACUUUUAAAAUCUGAAAAUAAUCCCAACAUAUAGUUAAGAUUGACACCCAUUAUGUCAAAAGAUUGCUGGGACCUAGAAUCUAUCAUACAUGUCUCACUCUGCAAUUUUACCUUUAUGCUUUGCAUCUCCUUGUCAUAUUGCUGCUUUCUGAAGUAUUCCUGAGCUCAUUUUCUCAACUCACUAAAUUAUCUUUUGGAUAUAAACAUUUCAGACCACCUACUGAAGUAUGCAUCUUAACAGUCUUAUAAAAAAAUUUUAGUCUGUAUUAUGGUUUAUAUUUUAUGUACACAAAAUGGCCUUGUAUCUCUUUGUGAGCAUGAAAUAUCCUUCACUAAAUUCUCACUCUGCCACUAAUUUUUUUUUAAUGUUUCAUGUCUUUCACAGUGUGGAGUUUCCUUAAGUGCUUGGUGGUCUUUGUUCUGUUCUGACAAUUGUGGUUGAGGUUUCUGGUUAAACAAACUUCUGUCUAAUUGCACAGCCUACUUUAAGGGUGGACUACCUGUGCAGAAUAUUCUACUCUCUCCUAUAUUUACUUAGAAAGAGACAAAUUUAGGAUUGCCUAAUGAACAAGGUACGUCAUUUGCUACAUGAAUAUUUCCUGUUCUGUCUGGACAUUAGCAGAAAUCCAGGACAUUAAUCUCUCCUAUCUAAUGAAGGAAAUAGCAAAGUUCUUCCCCAAAUGAAGCAUAUUCUAUCUCCCUGCUUGCUAACAUUAAGAAGACUGACCCCAUUUGUUUCUUAGCAGGCAUGCCCAGGCUGUCCCAGUCAUGUCUUAACUUGUAUUGCAUACCUUCCCUUAUUUAGAUAAGUCAAAUCCUUUCUAAGUAACUUCCUCUUUUCUUUCUUUGUUCCUGCCCCUUACCUAUUUAAGAAAGUUUUAAAGUACUAGCCAAUCAAGUCUAGUUUAGACUGUGAAGUCUGGCUCCAGCCAGUAGAUGUAGGACACAGCAAUAAGGACACAGCUACUUAAAAGAUAAAUAUUUCUGCCUUUCCUUUGUUCAUUGCACUCCUGUGGCAAGACUGUUGGUGAGUAGUGCCCUUUCUGCAGAAAGUAACAUGCUUUACUAGGAAAACUUACAGUCCGAGUGCUAAUUCUUCUUAGUAACACCAGAGAAUAAGCAUUGAUUUCCCACACCUAAGCUCUCAUGUCCAUGAUUUUUACCUGGAAGCUGACUCCUCACCAUUGUUUCCUGGCCCCAGGGAAAUGUCUGUGUCUGAAAAGGGGGCUGCUUGGAUGAAAGUCUGAAUCCACCUAGCUACCUGAACUGUAAUUUUCCCAUUAACCAUAUUGUCAGUUAACAUUGGAAACACUUACCUUCUUACUUCCCUCGUCUCUGAGUGCCAACCCACCUUUCCAACAAUAGUCUCUUCAGCCCUUUUUGGUUGUUGAUUCACUCUACAAGACAAUCUGAUAUACUUUUGAUUUUUCAAGAAGUUCUUAAUUUUUAUUUCACCAAGUUCCAUUAUUCUAAUAUAGUUACUAUAUAUGUACAUAUACCUUUUCAAUCCAUCUAAUGCUUGAGGCAAUAGAGUGGGUCUGUUGCAUAUCCUUGCUACUGAAUUUUGAACUGGAAUUUUAAAACAUCAAUUGUGGAUUUUCAAUAAACAUUUCAUCAUGCCUUAAAAAACACAUUAAAGUAAAAUUGAAUUGACAUGGAAAAUGUGAAAUUUUUAAGAAAAUCCAAUCUCCAUAUUCAGUUUAAUUUAAGAAAUAUUUAUUAAGUGCCCAUUUUACAGCAAACACCAUGCAAUUCUCUAAGGAAGCCAAGAUGAGUAGAAUUAGUAAAUCAUGAACUCUGACCUCACACAUUUAAAUAUGUAAUGCUUGUGUAGAGUAGUCAGAGUAAUCAUGAAAGAGCAUGUGACUUACUGGAGUUGCUGAGAAGCUGAAGUGACUAAUUUUGGAGUAGUAGAGUGGGUGGAUAAGGAAACCUUCACAGAGGAAGUGGCAUAUAGGUUGGAUAAACACAGGUUUGCCAGAAAACACGAAUGGGAAAACUAUGGGGAUGCAUGUUUAUCUUUAAAAUCAGAAGGAGCUGCAUGUGCCCAAGCACAGGAGGGAGGAAGAGGAAGCAUGGCAUGUUUGCCAAAUGGUAAGUAGCUAGAAUUACUAUUGUGUAAAAUGCAGAUGGAGAGGAAAGAAGAUGAAGAUGAAAUAUUGGGCAAAACUAGCUCUUGAAAAUUCUUACUAAAGAACGUGAAUUUUAUUACUUAAGUUAUGGAGGACCUAUUGAAGACUUUUACAUGGAAUAGUGGUAUCAUCAGAAUAAUUUGGAUUUAUUCAGGUAGUAGUAUUGUAGAUGAAUGGGUGAUAAAAAUUAGUAUGAUAGAGACCAUUGAAAAUUAUAUGAAGGGAGCCUAAACCAAGGCCAUGUUUGACAAUGGAACUAGAAAGAACAGUUCUGAGAUAUACAAAGCAAAAUAUGCAAGACUUGGAGAAAACUUAGAUAUAAAGAGGUAGAGGAUGGACAAUUAUGUCAGUAGAUGGAGGAUGGAGGAUGGAGAGUGGACAGUGACUCCAAUCCUGGAUGACUAAAUAGGUGGAGGAUGGAUAGUGACCUCAGUCCUGGAUGACUGAAUAGAUGGAGAAUGGGGGAUGGACAAUGACUCCAAUUCUGGAUGGCUGAAAAGAUGGAGAAUGGAGGGUGGACAGUAACUCCAGUCCUGGAUGGCUGAAUAGAUGGAGGAUGGAGGAUGGACAGUGAUUCCAAUCCUGGUUGAAUGAACUGAUAAAGGAUGGAAGAUAGACAGUGAUUCCAAUCCUGGAUGGCUGAAUAGAUGGAGGAUAGAGGAUGAACAGUGAUUCCAAUCCUGGAUGGCUGAAUAGAUGGAGGAUGGAGGGUAGACAGUGAUUCCAAUCCUGGAUGGCUGAAUAGAUGGAGGAUAGAGGAUGAACAGUGAUUCCAAUCCUGGAUGGCUGAAUAGAUGGGGGAUGGAGGGUAGACAGUGAUUCCAGUCCUAGAUGAAUGAACUGAUAAAGGAUGGAAGGUGGAUAGUGAUUCCAAUCCUGGAUGGCUGAAUGCCUCCUAACCCUGGAUGUCUGAAUACAUGGAGCUGAGUUGGUAGACAAUGAUUCUAGCCUUUGAUUUCUAAAUGGAUGAAGAACUGCCAAUUCAACCUGGAAAGAAAAAUAGGAGCAAGAGCAGAAAAUUCUGUCACACAGAAAUGGGACCAUUCAUUCAGAUUUGUUACAUAGGAAUUUGAAUAUACAUAUAUUUGAAAUUGGAAGACAGAGAUUUUAAGGAGAGCAUUAGAUAGUGUAAAAUUCCAGAGAAAAGCCAGCUAAUAUAAAGAGAAAACCUUAAGCACUCAAUUUAGCAAAUGCAUAGUGCAAUGAAUUGGAAUACACAAGUUUCUUGCCAAAGGUAACAACACUGUAAAACACUUUUUAACACCUAGUCAGAGAAGUUCAAUAUAUUUAUUCAGAAGUGGAUUGUCUAGGGGAUACUUUACUGAAAAGUCAGCAGACUUCUCUCUAUGCAGAAAGAGUAAUUACAGGUCAUAGAAAGAGGUUGGUUAUGUGAUCUUAGACUUACUGGUACAUGCCUCAAGCCAACAUUUUUAAGUGCUUGGAUGUGGUUCAGCUUAUCUUUUCCCACUAUUGCUUUUGGCUUUUAACUUCUUAGCCACUCUCAUUCCAGAAUACAUAUAGCUCAUGUGCAUUCUAAAGGUCAUAGUUAACAUCCAUGUGAGGUCUCCAAUAUAGGACAAAAUUAAUUUAUUUUCCAUCUAUGCUGCUUUCCUAUCUUCUUUUGUAGAAAAAAAGUAAAAAAUAAAAUGAAAUGAAAUAAAUCAAAUUAAAGUUAAUUUAAGAAUUUUCCUCUGAAGGUUUUUUUUUAAAUAAAAUUCUAAUUUAAUUUCAGAGGAAUAUCUUUGAUUCUCCUCUGAAAACACUUUUUGACUGCCAGUUCCUUUACUGGCUGAAUGUAAGUUAACAAACAGUGACCAGUGGGACCUCUUAGUAAUUUAGUAUCAAGGUGACACACAAUUUUAGUUGCUGGAGCACCUUGCAGCAAUGCAAUUAUUUCCUCUGAGAAUUUUAUCAUUCUCCAAAUAGGAUAGAGGCUGUACAAGCAGACUGCCCUUUUUUUGUGAAAAUACGAUUUUUCUUUGCAGUUAAUAUAACAUUGUAGGUACUUAUAUUCAACUGGAGGGAAAAAAAUUCUUGUUUGCUUGAUCUGAAAAUACUUUUGCUACAAAUUACAAGCAGUUUGUGCAGAAAAGUAAUGAGUAUCCGUAUUUACUUUAUUCUGCUCUGGGCGAUUUUUUUUAGGGCCUGUGGAAAUAAAGUGCUGACAAUUUUGGAUUGUUUUACAUGCACUCAGCUUUUGUUUUUCUUUCAGUGUCUAUGUUCCCCAAAUAUUUGGGAAAAAGUUUUACACAAUCAUCUACCUAAAAUCUUCAGUGGUAUAUAGUCAAAAUCAGUGAUUAUUUUCUAUAAAGCUCAUUACAAUACAUAAAUAUAUAUUCAACUGGUCAAGUGGUCUUUAACACUAGCAAUAUUAUUUGCAUUACAAUUUUUGGAUUCAUUCGCAAGUAAACCUGUUGUUUCACUGUGAUGCAAUCUGCUACGUCACAGGCUUUUAGUCAGACCAUCCAGUGUUGAAUCCUGGGUGUGCUGCUUACUACCUGACCAAACUGGGGCAAGUUGUUUUGCCUGCUCCCUCAGUAUAAAAAGCAUCCACUUCAGAACUGCACUGGGAUUGCCUAGAACAGUUCCUAGAAAAUUUAAGUGCCAGAUAUGUGUGUGAUUCUUUCUUUUCUCUUGUUCUUCAUUUUUCUUCAUCUUAUUGUUUUUUAUAAGUAUGAUGCUUCAACAUCUGCCUUUUUUUUUUUUUUUAAGGCAGCAUCAUCUUGCUCUGCUGCCUGGGCUGGAGUGCAAGGGUGCUAUCAUGGCUCACUGCAGCCUUGAUCUUCCUGGCUCAAAUGAUCCUCCCACUUCAACCUCCUGAGUAGCUGGGACCACAGGUGUGUGCCACCAUGCUUAGCUAAGUUUUAUAUUUUUUGUAGAGACAGGGGUUCACCAUGUUGCCCUGGCUGGUCUCAAACCCCUGGUCUCAGGUGAUCCUCCCACCUCAGCCUCCCAAAUUCUGGGCUUACAGGUGUGAGACUCUGCGCCCAGCCCCAACAUCUGUCUUAUUAAUAUUUAAACUGUGCUUAAGAAAAGGUUGUAGUUUGAACCUACCUGGAAAUAUCAAAGAGACAUUUUUAUUUUAUUUGGGGAGAACUACAAUUUUGGAGAUUUAGAGAUGACCUCUUUAUUUUUUUGCUACCACUUCUCUUGCACAGGGAAGUUUAUUUCCUGGAAGAAAGCAUCAUGUUCACAUUUUCUCAUAAUCUUUGCUGAGCAGCAAUGCUAACAUUUUGCUCCUGGUUUGCUUAUGGGAUUUUCCUUCUGACCUCCAGCUUAUUUAUUUCUUUAUUCUUUGCUCUAAUUUAUUUGUUCAGGAUCAGGUGAAUGGGAGCUAAAUGCAGUGUUGCUUGUUCUGGUUGACAGACAUCAAGCAUUUGUGAAGCAUACACUGAGUACACUAAGCACCUAACAUUGGGUUAACCCCAGAAACAAAAUUGGAACAAAAUGGUUCCUGCCUUCAAGAAGUCCCUAUUCCAAGCAAGGCACACAUUUAGCAACACAUUAAUCCUUUGACGUAAAAAUGCAUAAAUUGUUGUGGAUAAGAGAGAGAAAGUUGUUCCAACUUGAAAAAACAAAUGGGCUAAGCCCGGGAUAAGCAUAACCAUACGCUGCAUUUGGGGAUUGCCAAAACAAGAAUUGCAUCAGACAGGGUAAAUAGGCAAGGAAGACUUUAUUCAAGGCUAUUGUCUUACAGAAAAGAGGCCAAGCUCAGUGUGAAUUUAACUCCACUGAAAGGAAGAACAUAAGAAUUUUUAAGAACUGAGUGAGAGAGGGAAUACAGCCUGUUUGGGUUGGCUGAUUAGCGUCACCCAAAGGAAAAGUAAACUUUCUCAUAUCUUGGUGAAGGGAGGUAGUUUUACAGCUUAGAACAAGGUGCCCCCUAAGUUGGGCUUCUACCCUACAGGAGGCACUGGGAUAGAGGGGCAUCAUCUUCCUUGAUGUUUAUGUUUCCAAAACAUCUUUUCCCAGGUCCUUGAAAAAGACAGUUCUGGAUGGUAAAAAUUUGCAAGAGGCACUUUAAAAAGUUUACGUACAUCACAGAGGAAUGGAGAAAUAAUUUACAUAUUUUCUAAAGUAAAUGCUCUAAGAAAAGGAUCAGGACUAAAGUCUGAUCAUGCCGAGGGGCUCAUUAAGGCUGUCUUAGGUGGGAUCCACACCCUGGGGCACAGGAGUCUGGUCGGAAGAGGUGGCCAAAGACGAAAAGGUGUCCAGGCCAGAUCACGGGUAAUCGUGGAAGUCCUGAUAUGGGGUUCAGACAGCAUGCUUUAGGAACCAGGAAUCACUGAAAGAUUUUAAGCAUGGGAAUGGAAUCAUUAAACUUAUACAUUUAAAAAGUAGAAACAUUUGCAUAUUUUUAUGAUAGAAAAAUUGAAAGAGAUAAAAUCAGUCAGAGGAGGAAUAAAAAAUAUAAAGGGAAUUAUCCUUCUUGGUCCCUAAAAAUCUGUGAUGUGGGUGUUUAUUAUUCCCACUUUCAUAUGAUAAAUCAGAGACUCAGAGUACUCUAAUAUCUUUUCCAAAUGUUAUAUACUUAGUAAAUGUGGGCAGUUUCAAGCUCAAGCUGUCUCCCAGUGAGCCCGAGAGCUUCUCACUUGGCAGUGGGGCUAGUGAAUCAGUGGCCAUCAAACAAAACGUGUUGUGGGUUUGCUUUGCCAGAUAGGAGACACCAUGUGAAUGGCGGGGUACGGUUAUUCUGGAAGUACGGCACUGGCGGGGUACGGUUAUUCUGGAAGUAUGGCACUGGCGGGGUACGGUUAUUCUGGAAGUAUGGCACUGGCGGGGUACGGUUAUUCUGGAAGCAUGGCACUGGCGGGGUACGGUUAUUCUGGAAGCAUGGCACUGGCGCGGUACGGUUAUUCUGGAAGUAUGGCACUGGCGCGGUACGGUUAUUCUGGAAGCAUGGCACUGGCGCGGUACGGUUAUUCUGGAAGCAUGGCACUGGCGGGGUACGGUUAUUCUGGAAGCAUGGCACUGGCGCGGUACGGUUAUUCUGGAAGCAUGGCACUGGCGGGGUACGGUUAUUCUGGAAGUAUGGCACUGGCGGGGUACGGUUAUUCUGGAAGUACGGCACUGGUGCGGUACGGUUAUUCUGGAAGUACGGCACUGGCGGGGUACGGUUAUUCUGGAAGUACGGCACUGGUGCGGUACGGUUAUUCUGGAAGUACGGCACUGGCGGGGUACGGUUAUUCUGGAAGUAUGGCACUGGCGCGGUACGGUUAUUCUGGAAGUAUGGCACUGGCGGGGUAUGGUUAUUCUGGAAGCAUGGCACUGGCGGGGUACGGUUAUUCUGGAAGUAUGGCACUGGCGCGGUACGGUUAUUCUGGAAGUAUGGCACUGGCGCGGUACGGUUAUUCUGGAAGUACGGCACUGGCGGGGUACGGUUAUUCUGGAAGCAUGGCACUGGCGGGGUACGGUUAUUCUGGAAGUAUGGCACUGGCGCGGUACAGUUAUUCUGGAAGUAUGGCACUGGCGCGGUACGGUUAUUCUGGAAGUAUGGCACUGGCGCGGUACGGUUAUUCUGGAAGUAUGGCACUGGCGGGGUAUGGUUAUUCUGGAAGCAUGGCACUGGCGGGGUACGGUUAUUCUGGAAGUAUGGCACUGGCGCGGUACGGUUAUUCUGGAAGCAUGGCACUGGCGGGGUACGGUUAUUCUGGAAGUAUGGCACUGGUGCAAUUAUGGAAGACUGCAAAGUAAAUCACAUCAAUGUCAGAUGGAUUAAGACGGACGUCAGCUCCUUCUGGGGUCCUGGCCAAUGUGAGCUUCUUUUGGUUUCUUAGGUCAAAUGAGAUAAUGCAUAUAAAACAGCUUUACAACCUGCAAAAUCCUAAGAGAUGAAGGCUAUUGCUUUCACAUUAGAAUAAUAUAAAUUGUUUAUAAAUCAGUUUCCAUUUUAAGUGCACUAGGGCGGAUUAUAUUCAGUGGCAUCCCAUCAUGAAUUAUUUAUAAAGUGAGGAAUUUCUUCCUGUUGUAUAAUUGUGGAGUUUCACAUUUUUUUGGGCUGUCUGUGGAUGACUACAAAACCCUCUUUGAAAUCCAGAACAUCGCUUUGAGAAAACAUCUAUUUAAAUAUGCAUCGUUUGAACUGUUUUGUGUUGCAGGUUAUGGAAAAUGCACUUAAGUUGUUUUAAACAACAAAGUUAAUUUACUGUGUUUUGUAACUAAAACUCUGGCAGUAGAGGAGGCUUUAUGUCCCAACUCAAACAGUGUAUCUGGGGUUGUGUUUCAUUCUGACUCUUCCCUCUGCCGCACUCUGCGGUGGUUUCAUUUUAGCCCUGUGGGUGUGGCAUGAGCUCCUGUCACUCUUCCUCCAGCCCUUCCUGAUGCCACAGAAAAAUGGCUUUAACGUCCUAGACCUCAAUUCUUACAUCACAUAGUUCAAAAUAAGAGAGAAGUUCUCUCUCAGGAUCUCCUUUGAAAAAUGGAGGAAAUUUCUCUUUCUUAGAAGACCUCAGCAAAUAUCUCACAGAAGAGAACCUCAGUGUUCUUUGAUUAAUGGAUAUUCCCCAAAACCAAUCAGUGUGACCAGAAAAUGGGCUUCAUUGACUGCUGUAAGACAGUCAUCCCUCCUUUACUCCACCCCUGCAGCUGAGCUGGCUCAGCCCUCCCACAACCACCUGGGUAUAGUGGUUUCCUGAAGAACAGGUAGCUAGCUAUGCUGGGAAGCAAAGAGAGGACAUUCCCUGCAACUCUCGUUGUAAAUUGCCUUUGUAUUAGCUUGGUGGGUUCUAUCAGAACUAUCCAAACAUAAAUUCAGCAGAUUUCUAUCAAAUAGAUCGAUUUCCUUUGGCAUUUCGUUUUGAAUUACUUUGAAGUUUGUCAGAUCCAUCUCCAAGAGUUUUAUUAUGCACUCAUUUAUAUUUUCUUCAGACUAUUUUUGGUUUAAUUAAUAGCUUAGUGUUUUGCUUAGUUGUAUCUGGAGUCCAGGAAGGCUUUAUGUUUUCCCACUUUUCCUAAGUUCUCAUCAUUCUUUAUUGAAAAACUGUUCUUCUUUGUGCUGUUUUCUUUAACAUGUAUAUAUAUCAGUUUGGUAUUUGUUUUGCUGUACUUAUUUAUUGACUAUUCUUCCUCUAAAACUUUUGCUUGACUGUUAAUCAAUUUUUUAAAUAUUUAACUUGCUUGUAUUUUGACAUUAAAGUCAAAGUAUUUACAUGGUGGUUUUUAAAUCAAGGAUAAACAAGAUUAAAAUCUCCUUCCCAUGCCUGAAAACUCCGAUGCCAUUUCCCAGAGAUAAUAAUUUGUCAUAUUUCUUUCCAUAAAUGUUCAAUUUUUCAUUCACACAUAUGCAUAAAAAUGCACAAAGAGGAACUUACCCUGCACACUGUUCUAAAUCGUGAUCCUUACAAACAAUAUAUGAAAGCUAUUUCUGUAGUAGCAAGUAAAAAUCUUUCUUAUUCUUUAUAAUAAUUAGAGUAUAUGACUUUAUGGAUGUGCUAUAGAUUAUUUAGCUGGCACUCUUUUAAAAAUUAUUGCCAUUGUAUAAUGCUGCAGUGAACAUUCAGGCUUUUAAUACAGCUGUCCCCAACCUUUUUGGCACCAGGGAUUGGUUUUGUGGAAGACCAUUUUUCCACAGACAGGAGUUCCCCAGGCUCAGGGGGUAGGGGAGAUGGUUUUGGGGUGAAACUGUUCCACCUCAGAUCAUCAGGCAGUAGAUUUCCCAGAAGGAAUGUGCAGGUCACAAUAGGGUCACGUUCCUGUGAGGAUCUAAUGCUGCUGCUGAUCCAACAGUUGGCGGAGCUCAGGCAGGGCAGUCAUGCUUCCUGGCCUCCUGCUGCCCAGGUCUUCACAGGCCACAGAUCAGUAGUGGGCCAUGGCCCGGGGCUUGGGAACCCAUUUUAAUAUGUCUUUAUUCAUGUGCAAGUAAAUUAUUAGAAAUAGUGUCUUUGGGUGGAUAGCUGGAUCAGAAGAUAUGUGUAUCAUGAGUUUGGGAGAGCUCAAUUGCCCUCCAAAGAGGCUGCAUAAUCACAUCUUUCCAGCAAGAAGACAGGGCGGUGCUGAGAUUUAGACUCUAAAACAGCAUGUCCAACACUUCAGCUUUGCCAACAGGAAGGGGAAAACAAGGAUCUUACCCUUUACAUGUGUAUCCGGUCAUCUGCUUGAGUGAUUUUCUUCAAACCUGCUUCUAAUCUCUACUACUCUUAGGAUCACAGACUCGCGCUUCCUCCUCCAAUGCAAAACUCCAUUGAACUUGAAGUGGCAGAGCUCUGCCUAGAGAGUGUGAGGAAGACUACACACUCAGCCAGCAAGGCCCUCAUUGGUGGACAAGUAAAGAGGACAAUCGUGG
Messenger RNA from Callithrix jacchus (white-tufted-ear marmoset), 10603 nucleotides. Lineage: Eukaryota; Metazoa; Chordata; Mammalia; Primates; Cebidae. The record is from RefSeq and is a predicted model, not a curated record.